Rotaria sp. Silwood1 is the source of this 1530-nucleotide messenger RNA. The record is from the annotation of a GenBank genome assembly. Lineage: Eukaryota; Metazoa; Rotifera; Eurotatoria; Philodinida; Philodinidae.
AUGUUAGCUACAUGUAGUAAUAUAUUACAAAUAUGGAAUUGUCAAGAUUAUUCAUUAAUUAAAGAAUUUGGUCAUGAUCAUCAACCAUCAACUGAUAUAAUUAAAUCUAUUGAUUGGAAAAAAGAUAAUUCAAAUUAUCUUGUUUUUACAUAUAAACAAACGGGACGUGUACAAUUAUAUGAUUUACAAAAAAAUAAAUCUGUUGAACUUUCAACAACAAAAGCUCAAUGUUGUUCAUUUAGUACAUCAGGAAAAUAUUUAAGUAUAACUAAUGAAGAUAGUCAAGCACAAAUAUGGGAUGUUAAUUCAGGAAGAAUUUCUCAAACAUUUAAUAGUGUUGAUCAAAGUCCAAUGGAAUGUAUAUGUUGGGGUAAUGGAGAUUCUUAUGUAGCUGCUGGAACACGAAAAGGUAAUGUUUUUCUUUAUAAUCAAUUAACAAAACAAACAUUUUCUGCAUUUACAAUCAAAAAUGGAAAUAAGCUUGGUUCAAUAUCAUCAAUAAAAUGGUCUCCACAUAAAGAAUUAUUAGGAACAACAUCAAAUGAUGGUUUACUUUCAUUAUGGAAUUAUCGUUUAAAAGAAUUAAUUAUAUCAAUACAUUCUCAUAAAGCUCCAGCUACGGAUUUAGCUUUUUCUCCUCAUCAUGAUGCUUUUCUUGUUACAUCAGGUAUGGAUGGAUCAUUAUGUUGUUUAGAUGUUAUACAACAAAAGAUUCUGUCAACAAUAAGUAUAUAUGCUCCAUUAACAAGUGUUGAUUUUCAUCCAAAUGGUUCAUUAGUUGCUGUUGGAACAAUGGUUAAUUCUGAACAUGGAAAUGUUUAUUCAGUUAAAUUUGAAACAGGACAAACAAUUAAUAUUCAAAGACCAACAACACUUUUACAAGAGACAAAUAAAGGAUUAAGUACAUUUGCUCAACAAACAACACGUUCUCGUCAUACAUCAUCAUCAUCAUCAUCAUCAAAUCAAUGUUCAACACCAAUUGAUGAACAAAUAUCAACAAAUCGUCCAUAUUUAACACAAUCAUCACGUGAAAGAUCGAAUUCAUCAGUUUUAUCAACAACAAAUAAAAUAAAUACACCUAUUAUAACAACUGAAUAUUCAACUAAUAUUGAUAAAAGUUUGUCAUCUCCACGACAACAAACAAAUGAUCGUUAUGAAGAAAAAUCAAUAUCUCGAGUGAGUAAUAAUGAUUGUAUGAGUUUUGAAGAUUUUACAAAAUUAUGUGGAGUUUCUGUUAAUUGUCCAAUUGAAAAUGGUCAUCAUCGAACAAAUAUUAAUUCUGAAUAUGAUGAUGAUUUAUUUAAAAUAAUGUUAGAUAAUCGAGUUAAUUGUUUACGUGAAGAUUUUAAAGAUGAUCUUAAUAGAACUAAACUUUCAAUGCAAAUGAAUUUUAUUGUUGAAUUAGAACGACUUAGAAAUGAUUUAAUGAAACAAAUUGAAUCUCAUUCAUUAAAUGCUCAAUUAAUCGAUGAAAUCGAACGUCUUAGAGUCGAAAAUAAACGAUUACGUCAAUUACAACCUAGAAUUUAA